UCAUUUUUCACCUUCAUUAUGUUAAAAGGACUUCCUCUCACUCUCGAACAGUGAGUUUAUAUUGUCGCCACAGAGCUUCAGAUCUACAAGAAGAAGACUGUGGUGGAGAAAGAGAGAAACCCUUUGUAAAACCCUUACAAAAACUCACAGUCAAUCUCGGAAAGCCUUCUGAUUUCGAGACAAUGGUGGUCACAGAUGCUGAAAGUCCUCUUCUUGGGGAGAUCACUUGUGGUACUUUACUCCAAAAGUUGCAGGAAAUAUGGGAUGAAGUUGGUGAGAGCGAUGAGGAAAGAGACAAACUGCUUCUUCAGAUAGAGCAAGAGUGUCUUGGCGUUUACAAGAAGAAAGUUGAGCAAGCUGCCAAAUCCCGAGCAGAGCUUCUUCAAACCUUGUCAGAUGCUAACGCUGAACUCUCCAGCCUCACCACCUCUCUUGGUGAUAAAACCUCUCUUAAUGGCAUUCCGGAUAAGUCUUCUGGAACGAUUAAAGAACAGCUUGCUGCUAUAGCACCUGCUCUUGAACAGCUUUGGCAACAGAAAGAAGAGAGAGUCAAAGAGUUCUCUGACGUACAAUCACAAAUCCAGAAGAUUUGCGGAGAGAUCGCUGGUGGUUUGAGCAGUGAGGUUCCUAUAGUCGACGAGUCUGAUUUGUCGCUUAAGAAACUAGAUGAUUUCCAGAGCCAACUCCAAGAGCUCCAGAAAGAGAAGAGUGACAGGCUGCAGAAGGUGCUAGAGUUCGUUAGCACUGUUCACGAUCUAUGUGCUGUUCUUGGUUUGGACUUCUUAACCACUGUCAGAGAAGUUCAUCCGAGUUUAGAUGAAGAAACUGGUGUCCAGUCCAAGAGCAUUAGCAAUGAGACACUCUCGAGGUUGGCUAAAACCGUCCUGACUCUUAAUGAUGAUAAGAAGCAAAGACUUCAAAAGCUUCAAGAGCUUGCUACUCAGCUGAUUGAUCUAUGGAACCUGAUGGACACUCCUGAUGAGGAAAGGGAUCUUUUCAAUCAUGUUACUUGUAACAUUUCAGCUUCGGUCGAUGAGGUGACUACGCCAGGUGCUCUUGCACGUGAUCUGAUCAAUCAGGCCGAGGUGGAAGUUGAUAGGCUUGACCAGCUGAAAGCCAGCCGUAUGAAGGAGAUUGCUUUCAAGAAACAAACUGAGCUUGAGGAGAUAUACGGUCGUGCACACGUGGAAACAAGCCCUGAGUCAGCUCGUGAGAGGAUCAUGUCGCUGAUUGAUUCUGGAAACGUUGAGCCUACUGAGUUAUUGGCAGACAUGGAUAGUCAGAUAGCUAAGGCUAAAGAAGAAGCGUUUAGCAGGAAGGAUAUUUUGGACCGUGUUGAGAAAUGGAUGUCUGCUUGUGAGGAAGAGAGCUGGCUAGAAGACUACAACCGGGAUCAGAACAGGUACAGUGCCAGCAGAGGUGCACAUUUGAAUCUCAAGAGAGCUGAGAAAGCCAGGAUUCUUGUCAGCAAGAUUCCUGCCAUGGUUGACACAUUGGUCGCUAAGACCCGAGCUUGGGAAGAGGAGCACAGCAUGUCCUUUGCAUACGAUGGGGUUCCUCUGCUAGCUAUGUUAGAUGAGUACGGUAUGCUUAGGCAAGAACGAGAAGAUGAGAAACGGAGGCUCAGGGAACAAAAGAAGGUUCAAGAACAGCCUCACAUAGAGCAAGACACUGCCUUCAGCACCAGGCCAAGCCCUGCAAGACCAGUUAGUGCUAAGAAACCGGUGGGGGCACGAGCUAACAACGGAGGAGCUAACGGAGCACCGAGCAGGCGUUUAUCUUUGAAUGCAAGCCAGAACGGAAGCAGGUCAAUUGCAAAAGGAGGAGGGAGAAGGGAGACUAUAGACAGGCCGGCUGCUCCUACAAACUACGUUGCCAUUUCGAAAGAGGAAGCUGCUGCUUCAUCUCCGGUUUCUGGUGCUGCAGAUCAUGUUUCAGCUUCGCCCUGAAGAUGUUAAAGGCAAACAUGUGUAGUUGUCACUCUUGUCUGUUUAGGAAGAGAGAGGGUUGUAUGAAAGAAAACACAUGAGAGAAGACCAACAAACAAAAAAAGACAUUUGAGGAGUAGAAUGAUGUACUAGAAUGUGUAUCUGUGUGUGUGUGUGUGUGUUUGUUGUUAGUGUUGUUUUUGAUAGUUGGUAUCAUCUUGACUUAUUGGCAGACAUGGAUAGUCAAGACAGUUAUGGCUUGUUAA
This is a messenger RNA of Raphanus sativus (radish), 2194 nucleotides long. RefSeq names its product 65-kDa microtubule-associated protein 1. Gene Ontology annotation, cellular component: spindle; cytoplasm. NCBI's taxonomy places the organism in Eukaryota, Viridiplantae, Streptophyta, Magnoliopsida, Brassicales, Brassicaceae. The record is from RefSeq and is a predicted model, not a curated record. The transcript is spliced from 8 exons. The coding region runs from base 183 to 1949 and encodes 588 amino acids. Gene Ontology annotation, molecular function: microtubule binding. Gene Ontology annotation, biological process: cytokinesis by cell plate formation; microtubule cytoskeleton organization.